UAUUUAGCAGCUCGAAAGAAGACCGAUGUCGUGCUUCUCAUAAUUAAAGCCAAAAACGUUGCCGUGCACUGGCUUGUUUAUUAUUGUUUUGUUUAUUGAUUGUUUGCUUUUCAUCGUCAAAAAGUCGAAAUUUGUGAAUUUUUUUUAAAUUCGCGUUUUCAAGACAAUAAAGUGUGAAGCGUUGUACAAUUUGGUGGAUAUAUUUGUAUUAGUGAAAUUAAGUAAAAAAUUGAAUAUGGAUGAGAUAAUUCACGAGCUUAUGGAUGCUCCUGAAAUAACGUUGAAUAUAACGGAAUUUAAUCCAGAGUUUAUAAUUUUAAAUGAUCGCAGUGAUAAGUCGUCGAGUGGUGUUUGGAAGCAUUUUGGUGCAAUAAAACUUAAUGACGCCGUUGAUAAGAAGCAUGUCUACUGUACGCAUUGCUUCGGUAAUCAAAGAAUAAAAAAAUAUCAACGAUCCACAUCGACGGGCAAUCUAAGCAAACAUCUGCGAAAACAACACAAUAUUUCAUUGAAUCAAACAUUUCGUGUGAAAAAAGACCCCGAUAAUACAAUACAUUUGAUCAAAGAAGAUGCAGAUGAAAGCGACGUUGUGGAUGAAGGAAGUGAUGAAUUUUUGGUGCACGAUAUCAAUGAGAUUUUGAUAUCGGAAGUGGCAAAAAGACCGUUGUUGUACAAUCCGCAAGCCGUUCAAGAGAAAGGUUCAAAACAUACCAGGCGACGUGAACAAUGGGAAGAGGUGUAUGGCGCCUUAAAUCAUUUGAUUCCAAUUGCAAAGUUGCCGAAAGUCUGGAAAAAUAUUCGAGAUAGAUACCAUAAAGUUCGGCGGGCAGCCAGCGAACACGGAGACGCUAAACCAAAGUAUCGCUACUAUGAACAUCUAAGAUUUUUGGAUUCGAUUAUUGAUGACCAACAUUCAACAAAAUACGAACAAAUUGAAGAGGAGGCUGAUGUUGAAGAAUAUCUUACCAUUAGUGGUGAUCAUGAUCAUUACAUUUCAUCGGAGACAAUCGUACUGCAAAAUGAAAGUGUCGCAUACGAAGAAGAAACUACAUGCGAACCGGUCACCAAAAAACAAAAAUUAUCGCCAAAAAAGCAACAAACAACGUAUAAAAUCAUCACAGAAGAAAUGAAACCAGGGAAAAAUAUUACAAUAUCGUCCAGUAACAUAAUUGAAGAAUCGUAUGUGAAUGCGACAUCCAAUGACCUUUUCACGUCGUUUGAAGAGGAACUGGUCACAGAUGAUAUCAACAUCAACAAACAAAGUACGUUGAUAAAUCAAGGAACAAAUAUUGAGACGAUAUCGAGUGUUCCGGUGUCAAAUCCAGCGGUAAAACAAGACGAAUUCAAUUUCUUUGGAAAUUUUGUGGCCGAAGUAAUGCGAAACAUGCCCAAACAAAAGUCGAGAACGCUACAAAUGAGUAUUAUGACAUUAAUUCGAGAUGCUGAGAAUGAAAGCUAACCAUUAUUUUAUUUUAAAUCAUUUUAAACACUUUGUAUGCCAGACUGUUCAAAAUAUGCAUUAUAUACAUCCUUUUGUGUGUAGGAUGUACAAAUUUAUUUUAUUUUU
Contarinia nasturtii (swede midge) is the source of this 1567-nucleotide messenger RNA. RefSeq lists its product as uncharacterized. The record is from RefSeq and is a predicted model, not a curated record. Gene Ontology annotation, biological process: regulation of transcription by RNA polymerase II. NCBI's taxonomy places the organism in Eukaryota, Metazoa, Arthropoda, Insecta, Diptera, Cecidomyiidae. Gene Ontology annotation, cellular component: transcription regulator complex; nucleus. The coding region runs from base 236 to 1459 and encodes 407 amino acids. Gene Ontology annotation, molecular function: DNA binding. The transcript has 5 exons.